Cynoglossus semilaevis (tongue sole) is the source of this 7263-nucleotide messenger RNA. RefSeq names its product versican b (gene vcanb). Bases 384 to 4763 code for a protein of 1459 amino acids. The transcript is spliced from 16 exons. Lineage: Eukaryota; Metazoa; Chordata; Actinopteri; Pleuronectiformes; Cynoglossidae. Gene Ontology annotation, cellular component: synapse; perineuronal net. Gene Ontology annotation, biological process: positive regulation of neuroblast proliferation; glial cell differentiation; skeletal system development. Gene Ontology annotation, molecular function: calcium ion binding; hyaluronic acid binding. The record is from RefSeq and is a predicted model, not a curated record.
CAAGUGAAACUGAUAUAACUCUCUCUCUCUCUCUCUCUCUCUCUCAUGGCCUUCCUCGUUCUCCUUCUUCCUCUUUCUUCCUUACCCACUCCCCCCCUCCCAUCCCUCUCCUCGCCGGCUCAGCUAUGGUGGGCGGUGUGCCGACAUGCGUGUGCGCCCCUCCUCUCUCAUCAUAAUGUGCGCACAACAGCGGCUGUGAGGUGGAUUUGAACUUCCAGUCAGUGCUGAGGCAGAGAGGUGGAGGCUUCCAGGCUGCUGCAGCUACGACCGCCAGCACUCCACCCUGUCUUUGGAGCAAGUUUCAAGUUGAUAAAGCUGACUCCAGAGUGGACUCCAGAGAAGUUUGGACUGUUUGACUGUUGACUCUACGAGCUCCUCCUACGAUGACUUCUCUCACUUUUCUGCUGUGCCUCGUGUCUGGGCUCUGCUCAGCGUUUCCAAACCCAGCACCACCAAACCUGGUGGAGAAAAGCUCUCAUGCAGUGGGCUCCUUGGCGGGCUCGGUGGUCCUGCCAUGUCACUUCUCCAAGUUGAUGUUCUCCACAUCCACACCUCACACCUGGACUGAUGAUGAGCAGCUGAGGAUCAAGUGGACGAAGCUGGAGGCAGAGGGAGAGAAGGUGGUGCUGGUGUCCCAGGCUGGAGUAGUCAAGAUUGGAUCAGCGUUUUUGAACAGGGUCGUAGUGAAGAAACGUCCGCUCUCAGACGGAGAUGCCAGUCUGACGAUGUUGGGACUCAGAGCCAGUGAUGCAGGACUGUACCGCUGUGAGGUGAUGCUCGGGAUGGAGGACGCUCAAGACACAGUCCGCCUCAACGUCACUGGUGUUGUGUUUCACUACAGAUCCAACGUCAGCCGCUACUCCAUGGAUUUUCUUGAAGCUGUAGCGGCGUGUCAACAAGCAGGUGCCAAUAUAGCUACGCCUGAACAGCUGACGGCUGCGUUCGAGGACGGCCUGGACCAGUGUGAUGCUGGCUGGCUGUUAGACCAGACUGUUAGAUAUCCGAUCACCAGGCCACGUCCAGGCUGCGCCGGAGAUCUGCUGAGUCGGCCGGGCGUAAGAACGUACGGCACACGACCGCUCACAGAAAAAUAUGACGUCUACUGCUUCGUAGACAAACUACAUGGUGAGGUCUUUUACCCUCCGUCCAUCGGUGAAAAGCUGACUCUGCAGCAGGCCAGAGAAGAGUGUGAAAAGCACGACUCUGUUCUGGCGUCGCCCGGUCAUCUGUUCGCAGCGUGGAGAGCAGGUUUGAACCGAUGUGACUACGGUUGGCUCUCUGACGGCAGCGUCCGCUACCCCAUCACCGUCCCCAAGCCUCAGUGUGGAGGAGGUCUGCUGGGCGUACGCACCCUGUACAAGUACGAAAACCUGACGGGCUUCCCUGAACCUAGUGAAAGGCACGGAGCGUUCUGCUUCAAAGCGCGGCUACCUGAGCCCACUACCCCGGGUCCAGCGACGACUUCAGUUACUCACACCUCACCUGAAGAACCCACACAAGACUCCCACAGCACCACUCACCCCCCCCUCCCAGAUCCUGAAAGAGCUGAAAUCCAAAUCAGUGGAGCAGAGCCAGCUGCCUUCUCAACAGAAAGGCCGCACACGGCCUCAGCGGACGAGCACGGGGACUUACACACCUCGCACCCUCACACCCCAACCACUGUCUCCCCCGCUCCCACCUUAGAUGACUAUGAUUAUAUUCAACAGUUCAGCAAGGACAAGGUUCUGGCUGUGCCGGUGAGAGAGGAGAUUUUGGAACCCAUGUCACUUCCACCUUUGCCAACACCCCCACUUGUGAGAGAUGUCCUUGAUGUCAGCAAUGAGGAGGACAACGAGGGACAGAUCAAAGACAGUGGGCAGGAAAGCAGUGUUGACACCAGCUCUGAUGUGACCCAGGUGGGAGUGGUGCAGACGCCCACAGGGAUGUGGACAGGAACAGAGUCAGGGCCCCUGCAGACCACCGUGUCACCGGGGUUGGAUGUAGAGCCCACACAAUCAUCGUCCCAGCCUCCAGAGAUCACCCCUCAACAGGCUGACCCAGAAGUCACCAGCACACAGCCAAGUGUCCCAGAUGGUAGUGAAGUCGUCCCGCAGCAGCAUCCUGCUGUGGUGUUUAAGGAGGUCUUAUCUGAAGGGGUCCACAUAUUUGACCUGGAACGUGGACAGGUCAAUGUUCCAGUAGUUGAGGAGCCAUCGGCCAAACCACCGUUCCAUCUCAUCAUUGUUAAUGUGCAGAGUCAGAAUCAGUCAGUUGAUCACAUAUUGGAAAUUUUGAACCAGCCCAUUUCUGGGCUCAGUGGCCCCCAGGUCCCGGGGAUUUCUGACCUUACACAUAUAACCAGUGAGGCUAUCCAGUUCAGUGGAGACACAGACUCCCUUCAGCCGGCACCCAUUGAUCUGCCUCAAAAUAUCAGCUUUUUCAAUGGAAAAUAUGAGGUGACCUUUGAACCCAAGCAGCCUGAAGAGGCCAGAGGUGACCAGUUCGAGACAUCUUCACCUGUACAGGUAGAGGUCGUGGAUGUGGAGGAGAAGAACGUCACUUUUGACUACGGCAUCAUAGAACUCCAGUCAGAGGAGACGCCGUUAGAAGAAACAGUUGCUGUCACUCAACCUGCUGUUCCGUUCCUAAAUGUAGUUACAGACUCCAUGGAUGACAGGGAGAAACUUGAGAGUGUCAGAACUCCUGACCCAGUCGAUAAAACCGUCUUGACCACAGACACCCACCGUGCCUCAUUUGUUUCAUCUACAACGCCCUCAGAACCCAUUUCCUCCAGGACCACACCAACAGUCACCAGUGCAGCCUCUGUCCACUCAGGUCCAGUAGGUUCUGCCAGCUGUGGAGAAGAUGGCUCAGCAUGUGAUGCUCCACCCACACCAGCUGGAGAUAGCCAGUCGGCCAUGAAGACCGAUGAAGCAGAAAUUGGUGGGACUGAACUGCCGACUCACACCGUCACAGCGUCAAUAGAGACCACUGUAAAAACACAGACUGCUGACUUUGAAGGCUCUGCCUCUGGAGAGGAUGAAACCUCUGGGCAAGACCCCUACGAGAUCACCGUGGUUACCAGCACGGUGCCACCAAAGUUGUCCAUCCUUUACACCCAGCAGUCUAAAACGGACUCAGGUAGCGAUGUUACAGAAGUCCCAAUGGUUUUACCAGCUCUUGACACCAACACAGAAACAGGCUCAGGUGAUGAACAGCCGUCCGGAGAGGAGGAGGGGGAGGAGUCUGGGGAUCAUGUCGACCAGGGUGAAAUUAAAGGAGAAGCUGCAAUGACAGCGUCACCAGCUGUGGCAGCAUUGAGACCCACUGCAUCAACACCACAUACAUUUCACACCUUAAAGGAUGAAGAUGAUGAGAAAACCCAGGCUGUUAAACAGCAUUCUGAAACCACCACCUCUGAUGACCACGCCCUCCACCUCACCCCCCCUCAGAGAGUCCAAACCGUGCAGCCAGUCGUAACGUUCUCUCAAUAUUUAAACCAACCUUCUACCACCAUGACGCCCUCGUACACUUCCCAACAAAACAUUCUCUCUAUCCCCCACUGGGCGCUGACCCCUGACCCGGCUGCCACCCCUCUGCCAGAGGUUGAUUACGUGGAUUAUGACAAAGAAAUUGCCCCGCCCCUUGUAGAGUCAGUACCUCGACUGCCAGAUAAUAUCUUUGCCACGGAGCAGCCGGAGGUCAGCACCGACUCACUCUUGUCUGUGGAGGCCAGCAGUGUGGAUGUCAGCGAUCUGCCAUGCUCAACCAGCGAGUGUCAGAAUGGAGGCUCCUGCUACAGACGGGGAGCACAGAGCAUCUGUGUGUGUGCACCUGGAUAUACAGGGCAGCUCUGUGAAACAGAUGUGGACGAGUGCCAGUCGAACCCCUGUCUGAAUGGAGCCACUUGUCUGGACGGAGUCAACUUCUACAGCUGCCUCUGCCUGCCCAGCUACACAGGAGAGCUCUGUGAACAAGACACUGAGGUUUGUGGAUUUGGUUGGCAGAAGUUUCAGUCUCACUGCUACAAGUACUUCCCUCACCGUCGCACCUGGGACGCUGCCGAGAGGGAGUGUCGGCUUCACGGUGCUCACCUGGUCAGCAUCCUGUCACGGGAGGAGCAGAUGUUUGUCAAUCGUCUGGGCAGUGACUACCAGUGGAUCGGCCUGAACGACAAAAUGUUUGAGAGGGACUUCAGAUGGACGGAUGGUCAGCCAAUGCAAUAUGACUACUGGAGGCCGAACCAGCCCGACAGCUUCUUCCACUCAGGAGAGGACUGUGUGGUGAUGAUUUGGCACGAGGGAGGUCAGUGGAACGACGUGCCCUGCAAUUACCACCUGACCUUCACCUGUAAGAAGGGAACAGUGUCAUGUGGGCAGCCGCCUGUGGUGAAAGAUGCUCGGGUGUUUGGAGCCAUGAAGCCCAGGUAUGAGAUCAACUCGCUGCUCCGCUAUGACUGCAAACAAGGUUUCAUCCAAAGACACACGCCCACUAUACGCUGUCGCGCCAAUGGUCAGUGGGACAGGCCCCAAGUCACCUGCAUGAGCCCUGCAACGUACCACACGUCGUUUUCUCUCCGGCACCAAAACAAGAUCAGUGGGCAACAGAAGGGACUCCGCAACCACGUUCAUGUUCAUCAGAAGAGUGUAGACCAAGAGCAGCAGGAGGGUCACAGCGUCCUGCUGAGCCUCUGGACACCUUUACAAGACAGAGUCCAGCAGCUGUUCAGGGAGAAGCGGGAGGAACAGGUCCAAACACAUGAGGAGGAUCAUGGGAAACACUGAUAAACUCUGUGGGUCACACAGCCCAGCAUGUCUGCAGCAGCCAAUCACAGCGGGCUGUCCAUCUAGCUGCAGACGUUAAUAGAUGGACAGAGGGAGGACACAGCUGUCUCUCUACGACUCUGGGACAGACAUGGGAGGACAAUGUUUAACUUGUAUAUAUUUUUUAAUCGAAAAAAACAUUUUAGAGUUUCACCAACAGUAGUUCCAAACAUAUCACACAGUUUUAUUGUCAGGCACAAAAAAACUAAGAAGGGCGAGAAUGCAUUUUGUUCUGACCCAAUCAGACACAAAAUAAGGGAGAGUGACAGGACUGGACCAAAAAGAAAGGGCGGGGCAGAAAGUAAGUGAUAAAAACCCCACUAACAUCUGGAUGUGUAGGGUGUAUAAAAAAAUAAAGCUGCAGCUUUACAAAAAGUGUCGCUGAGGAUAGUAGAAUUAAGCCAUAUAUAUAUACAGUAUAUGUAUAUACUGUAUAUAUAUAUGGCUCAAUUUAUUCAAUUUAUUAGAUCAAACAAAACAAGUAAGCAUGUUUUUUUUUAAUGAAAUCAAAUUGAGAUUCUUCUUAUUACAUAUGUCUAACUUUGUUAUUGUAUGUUUUUACAGAUGAGCAAAAAUGAUUAUUUUUCCAUACAUUCAAAAUGACAGUGGUCCACCUGUAUUGUAGGCAAAUGCAAGUGGUGCAGCCGUCUGUACCUGUUAACCCAGAAGUGCCUCGGACCAUAUGUUUAUACACCUUCGCUUUGUUUCCAACACGAAGUAACAACAUGAUUUCUGAGGAGCUCUUAUACGCUCUUGCUUGUAGUAGCCUCUUACUACACCUGCAUUUAAAGCCCCCCUGAAAAACAAUCAUUUUGUCCCCUUUAAUUAUGAUUUUGAGUUCUCUGACCUUUAAGGAGAGUUUGCUCUGUGAGCUCCCUGCAUCAAAAAUCCUGAUUCCAGUACAGUGUUCUCACGGUCGGGUUGUCAAGGUGUCAAGAACAAAAAGUGGCAGCUGAUGGCUCCGCUUUGUGCUAACUGUAUGUUUUGUGGUUUUCUCCAAUGUCCAUACAGGGUUAGGUCAAUUGUUCUGUCCACCACAGGUAUACAGUAAGUGUGAGUGUGACUGGUUGUGAUGGGCCUCUGUUGUGUUCAGGGUGUAGCCCACAUUUGCCCGAUGACUGCUGGGAUUAGCUUCAGCCCCAUCAUGAGCCUGAAAAAGGGUUGAGCUGUAGAAGCUAAAGAACGAACAAAUGAACCUGCAACAGUUGAUUUAUUAUUAUAUAGGUAUCUAUAUUAAACUUGUAUUGUUGUUAUUGAUAUAAAGUUGAAAAUAUGAAUCAUUCUUUAAAACUAAUUCCUCUUCAGUUUGUCCUGACUGUUAGUGUUAGGAUAGGAAGAGAUUAGGAAAAUGGCCGGCUUGUUAAUCCAGCUUGUAUGUAGAUGUCUGUACAAAGUGUUUUUUGUUUUUUAUUUUAACCAUUGAAAAAUAAUUUCUUUUAAAGGUCAGAGAAUGAUAGAAGGAGCGGCACAUUGAGCUGGAGAGGUGCUGGAAGUUAAACCAUAAAUGUGUCACGUCUGUGAGCUUUGGCUGAGAUGAUGCUUUAAAAAAGGGAACAAUGUUUGUUUUUUCAAUAUCAGACAUUUGAACAUGACAAGCUCUUUGCAGCUGGUGAGAUCAUGAAUAUACCAUUAACAGACAAUGGUAACUGCAGUUACCAGUGAUACAAAGAGAUCAAAUAUAGACAGCAGAUAAAAGCUGUGAAAGCUUCCUGAAGACAACAUCAACAAGUUCAACCCAAACAAUUAAACACCUUCAAAAAUAAACAACAUACAACUCACAACUACUGAAAAUGGCAUAUCUUAUACAACACAUCAGUCAUGACCCAAUAUGAAAGUACACUUAUCUGGAGAAUAAAUAACAAAAUUAUGGUAUGAAUAUAUAUACAUAAAUUUAAAAAAAUAAAAAUAUAUAUCUGUUUUAACUUAUUGUGUAGUGUAAAGUUUCACAUGAUUAAAAAGACUGUGAUAUAAAUCCAGGUCACUGGAGCUGAAGUGGUUCCUUUAAUGGUGACUGUCUUGCUGUUUACUUUUUAAAACGUUCUUGUUCUUGUAAUGAUAUCAUCCAAGUCACUGUUGUGUGACUCACAUAUGCAUUAAAAACAAUUAAACAACAUAAAAAGUCUCCUUCAAAUGUAUUUGUUGAAAUAUUCCCUUCAGUCCAGUUCCAUUACAACAGGCCAGACACUGUGUUUCUAAAUGAAUGUAACAAACAAUUUGUAUAACAUAUACUGUACCUAAUCACAUUUCUUAAUUUUUGACUUUGAUUUUUUAACACACAAUUAUUAUAUAUAUAAUAUAUAAUAAUGUAUAAGGAUGAUUUUGAGUGUGUCUUUUUAUAUGAUGUGUGGUAAAAAGAGCUUUUUGUGUCUGUACCUUUUUUUAAUGUAACCACUGUUUUAUUCCACAGUCACAUUACUGUAAAAAUGCCCAUCGCUGUGUGCAAUAACAUGGACUUCUGAAA